GUAAUCGGAUGACAUACUGCCUUUUCUAGUUUACGGGUAACCGGUUUCACUAACCGGGGUGUUAACCGGAUAUCGAUAGCUAACCGGAAUACUACUGCGGAAGCUUUCCUUUCACACAAUCGCCGCACAAUCACCGCAGCAAACCUGAAAUCCCUUCUACCCAAACACCCUCCUCCCAACCAACAAUGUCGCCUCCUACCUUUCUUCCCCCGGCACUCUGAUUCCUCUGCCGACGACUUCACCACCAGUAUCCAUCCCGGCUACAACUUCCCACAACAUUAUCCUCCCCUCGACCCCCGCGUCUCUGGUCGAUUCCUCUCCUCCUCCUCUUCUUGCCCAACCACCCUUAAUUUCCAACUUCCCCUGCUUCCGGCCGCAAAUAUGAAAACGAUGGUCAUGGAUUCAGAAGUACAAAACAAAAACAUCUAUUCAUUAUAAAAAAGCCAGCAAUAUAUCCAAUGAUUGAAAUCUCCAAAAACAACUUAGCCAAGAAUCCAGAAACCCACACCAAAUAGAAAAAAGCCAUGCAUCACCCAAGAAAGUAUCCCUAUCGAAUUUUACAAGAGCACAAGUUAAACUAAAUUAUAGUCGCCAGAGAAUUGGGCUUGUGGGCUUCCAUCGAACUGUUCCAGUGGCUGCUGUGGUGGAAAGCUUGCACCCAUUGGCGACGGAAGGAAGAACGAAAUAAAGGAGGCGGGAGACGAAGAACGAAUUUUAACAUCCCUACCUCUUCGGCCUCUCUCACCUGGUGGGUCCGCUUCUUGCAGCUCAACCUUCAAUCUUCCUCUCCAAGUUUGCUCACGUGGUCCAAUCCAGAACGUUUGAGCAAAAUUACUGGCGUGAGAACUGAGAAGUCAACUAUUUGAAGGUUGGAUUCUCUUGAUCUCUUCUUAAAUUUAUCAACGGUGAAUAGAUUGGUUUGUCACUUCUUACGCGAGGCUCAAAUGCUAUGUUUUCAUGAAAUAAUUAGGCCAACAACAUUUAUCGUUAAUGCAAAUGAGAGAAAGUUGUAUUCCGAAAGAGAAAUGGAAGGGAGUCAAACAGAGUCAGCAACAGAAGAAAAGUAAUAGAGAACCCGAAUCCUUUGGUAAAUAAAGGCGGCCUGAUGACUGAUGAGUUGAGCAUUUCAUUUCACGUAGAAUUUUUCUUAUAUUUUUUAAGGAGAAUCGGGGCGGCUUUCCUUGCAAUCGUCUGACCAUGACCAUGUCCCCACCCACCCUCCCGUCAACUAUAUCUAUGACCCUCUCGCUCCUUCAAUUCCGACGACCAGAAAAACAAAUAGAAAGAAAUCUCCCCCUUCCCGAAUCCAACCAAUUCCCCAUCUCUUCUUCUCUCCCGUCGGAGCUAUCACUUCACCGGAGCAGACCACAAACAAAGAGAGAGAAAAAUGGACCGAAUGGUGACAGACAUACUUCUCCAAGUCUUCGGGAUCGGCGUCACAGUCUUCAUGUUCCUCUACUCCCACGGCAUCCCCCAGAAGAUCUACGCCAAGCUCCGCCAGCGCGCCCUCGCCGCCGACGCCGAGUCCAAGCGCCAGUUCGUCCGCGGCGCCCAGCUCCUCUCCCAGGCCAGGCGGAGCUCCACCUCCACCACCCGCUCAACCCUAGCCAAGCAAGCGGAGGAGCAAGCCGACAAGGCGAUCGCCUACGACCCGCGAGACGCCGCCGCUCACAUCCUCAAGGGCCUCGCUCUCGAUCUCCAAGGGUUCAAGACCUCCGCCCUCGCCUCCUUCGAUAUCGCGCUGUCUCCGCUGGCGAUCAAGUCGUUGACCGAGGUCGAGCGAGGGGACGCGCUGUACCGCAGGGCGGAGCUCCUGAUGUCGAUUAAGAGCCGCGAGGGGCGAGUCGAAUCGGCGAUUCAGGAUCUGACUCGGGCGGUGGAGAUUUGCGAGGAUAAAGCCAAGGCGUUUAGACUGUUGGGAGAGUGUUACGAGGCGGAGGAGAAGAAGGAAGAGGCGAGGAACGCGUACGAAGAAGCUCUGAAGGUUGAACCGGAGUACCCUGCGGCCCGAGCAGCUUUGGACCGGUUGGGAGAGUAGUAGUAGCAGCAGCAGCAGCAGCUGAACCUGCAGGCUCGGUACUGUCUCUCCUUACCCCGCAAAUUGCUCAUUACAUUACAGCCUUGUGUUUCUUUUUUUUGCUUGGAAUGAACUGUGAGAAAUCACAGGUAUGCUAGUUUUCAUAGGAUCCCAUUUGGGAGUUCCAAGAAAUGGGAAAUUUCGAACCUUUGUGCCUGUAGAGAAUGUGAUAUCAAUCUUCCUAUAUUUGCAUUGAACGUUUAUCCAAUUCCUGUGCUGUAAUGAUUCGAUCUUAACUGGAGUCUCUGGUUGACGAGACCAUUCAUUUCCACCUCCCGACUCGUUGAUUAGCUGCAACGAAUGGUUUACUGCAUUUUUCUGAACCAAUUUGGAGUUUGGUUUGACAAUAUAAGCUAUAGCUAGGUUGACCUGAACCACAAAUUACGCAACUUCGGUGGGGGGUUUAGGCAUCAGAACUGAGACCAAGAUGGUGCAUUGUAUGGCUUGGACUCCUGGCUCCGACACCACCAGAAUGCACCAUAUUUCUCUGUUUGGAGCGGUUAAACCUCCCUAGUUGCCCGCCCACCCCUACAUUCAAUCGUGGAUUGUUUCUCUGUCGCGAGUUGCGACCAGCUCUUUCAUUGAGAUUGGCCAAUUAGGCAAUUUCGGUGGGCGGUUUAGGCACCAUAACUGAGACAAAUAUGGUGCAUUCUGUGGCCAGGACUCCUGGUCACAACAACACCAACAGAAUGCACUGAACGAAUUGGUUUCAGUUUAGAUCUCUACUGCAGUUUCGAGUGGUUAAACCUCCCCAGUUGCCUGCCCACCCUGACAUUCAAUCGUGGAUUGUUUCUCUGUUGCGAGUUGCGACCAGCUCUUUCCUUGAGAUAGACCAACUCUAUUGCACAAAGAUGAUGUUGGGGAUCAACAUGAAUCAACUCUGACAUUGUUUCUUCCUUUCUGAAUCCCUGACUUGCUAUGACUCGAGAUGCUUUCCGGUUGGCCUGUGAGAUUCUGGAUUUACUAAUUAGCCAGUCUGACCGUCUGAGUAACGAAGCCAUAUUUCAGCAAUUCCUUGUUUUCCUAAUGCUGGAAUAAUUACACUUUAAAACUUCGACUAUGCUUGACUGACUUUCCUCUCCACUCCCACACGAUCUUUUGCUGCGACAUUUUCCUGACUUAUUUUGGGGUUAAGUUGACAACAAACAGGAACUAUGAUACAGUUUGUCCAUCCAGUAUUUAUCGAUCCGUGUUGACCCGUGACUAGAAACUUUGACUUGCUCUUUGCCUAUGUUCUUAUAUAGAGCGAGGAGUUAUCCAAACUCCUUAUCCUUGUUUGUGUGCCUGUUCUUCUGCUGCUGCUGCUGGCAAAAACUGCAUUUGAAAUAGAAAGCUCAAAUAUAACGCGAAACCAUGAAGACUGAAGUCAACCAUGUCCAUGCUUUGCUUCUCCUUCUCACAAGUGCAAUCCUGAUCAGCUUGCACGUCCACGGCCUACAAGAACAACACCACCUGCAACUCCAGGAAGAGAAGAAUCCAGGAGCUAACUUUGGUUAAUAUGCAUAAUCUCCCAUGCUUUCUGUUUAUAUUUACAGUAUCUUUGUUUCUUUGUCAUCUAAAGGCAAGUCUGUGUCUGCAGUACUGCAAAGGAUUUGGUCAAGCUCAAGCACCAUCAAACUGACAGUCAAGCUUCUUGAUUACUUCGUGGCGAGAUCCUUACAGUUCAAAUACCUGCCACCUCUGUAUCCUCCGCAGCCUUCGCCAUCCACCUCGCCGUCUAUCCUGUUCUGGUUGGGAUUUUUUCCUGCGAUGGUAGGAACUGGAAAUGCAAGGAUGCAACCAGCAGCAGGCAGCAACUGCGCUGCGUAAGGUUAAAGAAAGUAUGCCUGUGAUUGGGUAGCUCCCUCUAUUUUUCGGUUCAGUUUACGAUACCAGGAACAUGGUAGAUUUUUACUAAAUAGUAAAUACACUACGCGUGCGGAUUGUUUGUUCUUGUCAUAUUAAAUAUUUAUCUCAUAG
Linum trigynum is the source of this 4036-nucleotide messenger RNA. NCBI's taxonomy places the organism in Eukaryota, Viridiplantae, Streptophyta, Magnoliopsida, Malpighiales, Linaceae. The record is from the annotation of a GenBank genome assembly.